UUAACUAAGCAGUGGGGGAAGGGCAGCAGAGGCCUCACUCUCACAUGCAAACACAUGCUUGAGAGAGCAAAGUCAGCCCAGGGAAAGAGACAACAUUAAGAAACUAGCUUAAAUCAUUUAUCUGAACGACUACUACACGUUUUGUUUAUAAAUGACCUCUGAAGAUUGUUUUAGCUACACUCUUCCUGGCUCGAAUGAAAAGCACAGGAGGGCUCGUAACUGGACGGAUUCGGAGAUGAAAGCUCUUGUGUACAUCUGGGAAGAGUAUGUGACAGAGCUCAAGAAGGCUAAACGCAAUGCUAAGAUAUAUGAGACAAUGGCUAAGCAACUUUACGAAUUAACCGGGGAACAGCGACACAGAGAGGAGAUCAAGAUGAAGAUCACCAACAUGACUUUCCAAUACAGGCAAAUGAAAUACACUGCAAAUGGUGGAAAUGGUACACCUGAUUGGCCAUACUACAAAUCUAUUGAGAGAAUCUUGUCAAAGGUACCAGACCAUUGCCAUAUGAGCCCACCAAACCUCCCGACAGCUGGCCCCUCAACUUCCCAGUUUGAAUCUUCUGUGCCUCAGUCAGCUCCACCAAGUGGGUUUUUACCCGAGUACACUGGUUCCUCAGAGGAUAAAGACAAUGAUGACGAAGAAGGGCUGACAGAGGACUCCGGAAGUUCUUUUGAGACCAGGUCACAGCCACGUAAUAGGCGGAGACUGUCACAUGCGUCACUACGGCGAAAGAAGUUGCAUAUCUUGGAUGCAAUGCUGCAUGAACAUCGCAAAAUAGGUCGUGCGGUAGAGGAGGCAUGUCAUGAGGUUCGCCGUGUUAUGCAUCAGCAGAACUUCCUGCAGGUGCAGAGCCUUCAGCUUCAGGAACGAAUGAUGAACCUCUUGGAAAAGAUGAUCCCUGCUGUUACUCACCCUGUCCAUUCUUGGCCUAACCCACCAGCCACAAAGGGUUUAGGAACACCCACACCCGAGUCAUAGAACCUCAGAUAUACCGUAGAAUAAGAAUAAAGAUUUUUUUUGCAGAGGAAGUGUUACUCCGAACAAUUUGAUUAAAGGGAUAGUGCAGCAAAAAGAAACUCAUGAUUAAUGCUGCGUUCAAGACACCUUGGAAGUGGGGUAUUUCCCACCACAAACGCAGAAGUAACGUCUGGAUUUAGCAUUAAAACAUUAAUAUUACUAAUGUUUUAGUAGCAUUAAAACACUACGAGUAUCUGUUAACGUUAAAAGAGCACCAUUCCAUAUUUCUGAGAGCAUGUGAAAUAAAUGUAAAUAAAUAAAUGUAACUAAAUGAAUAAUGGUUUUGAUGGCCGUUCAUAGUGUACAUUCCAAAAUAUGGCCAGAUAAAUUAAACCUGACUGGCACCCAAACAUUAUAAUGGUCAAUGCACCACAUGCUCUUUAAUUCUUAAUGUGGACAAGACGGUUAAUCCAUUGCGCUGUGCUCGAAAAUGUGGAUUUGAAAAUGCGUUAGGGUUCAGUGACCGGGGUGUGUGCUGUGCUGGAAAUGUGUGUGCUUGUUCAUAGAUUUCAAAGACAAAUAAACAUGA
Molecule: messenger RNA, 1547 nt
Organism: Triplophysa rosa
Lineage: Eukaryota; Metazoa; Chordata; Actinopteri; Cypriniformes; Nemacheilidae
Gene: msantd1
Product: Myb/SANT-like DNA-binding domain containing 1
Exons: 3
Coding region: 152-979 (275 amino acids)
Biological process (GO): positive regulation of DNA-templated transcription
Cellular component (GO): nuclear body
Source: RefSeq, a predicted model, not a curated record